AUGGCAGAGGAGGAAGGUGCUCUGAAUGAGUUGUUAGGAUGGUUAUUCAGCUGGCUUCCUGCCUGGUGUCCCACAUCGCUGCUACACCUUAAAGAAGCUGAGGACAAAAUGCUAAAAUGUAUUGCAAGCACAUACAAUAAACGGUAUGUGUAUAUAUCUAACGGAAAUAAAAUAUGGACACUGACAUUCUCUCCGGACCUCUCACGUAAAACUCCGCUUGUUCUCCUGCAUGGGUUUGGAGGAGGUGUUGGACUGUGGGCUCUCAAUUUUGAAGAUCUGUGUGAGAACAGGACCGUUCAUGCUUUUGACCUCUUGGGAUUUGGACGUAGCAGUAGACCACACUUUGAUACUGAUGCUCGGGAAGCAGAAAAUCAGUUUGUGGAAUCCAUAGAAGAAUGGAGAAAGGAGGUGGGGUUAGAAAAAAUGAUUUUACUUGGACACAACCUAGGUGGAUUCCUGGCUGCUGCCUACUCAUUAAAAUACCCAUCAAGGGUCAAACAUCUUAUCUUAGUGGAACCGUGGGGUUUUCCAGAGAGGCCUGACAAUGCUGAUCACGAAAGACCAAUUCCAAUCUGGAUCAAAGCACUAGGAGCUAUAUUGAGUCCUUUUAAUCCAUUAGCUGGGCUGAGGAUAGCAGGACCCUUUGGAUUAAGCCUUGUUCAGCGUUUAAGACCGGAUUUCAAGCGAAAAUAUUCAUCGAUGUUUGAUGAUAACACUGUGGCUGAGUAUAUCUAUCACUGCAAUGUACAAUCACCCAGUGGUGAAACAGCUUUCAAGAACAUGACUAUUCCUUAUGGAUGGGCAAAAAGGCCAAUGCUGCAACGGAUUCCACAAAUGGAUCGAGACAUUCCUAUCACUGUGGUCUAUGGAGCACGUUCAUGUAUAGAUGGCAAUUCUGGCAGCACUAUCCAGUCUCUGAGACCAAAUUCGUAUGUGAAGACAAUAGCUAUCCUUGGUGCAGGUCAUUACGUGUACGCUGAUCAACCUGAAGACUUCAAUCAGAAAGUGAAAGAUAUCUGUGAUUCUGUGGAUUGACUGUCUUCUGUUCUUUAGGAAGUCAUACCGUAGAUAGCGUUUAAUACCAAUACUCUCUAGGAAAUCACUAAAGAAUGCGGAGCUAAUGCAACAGGCUCUCUUUGCACACUGUUUCUUCUAAGAAGCCAUUUGCACACUUAAACCACUUAGUGCCUUUUUUGGGGGGUAUAGGGAGAUUUGAAGCAAAUUUUGUACAGCUUUGUUUGAGAUUAGUCUUUAGAUUAUUGGCCUGUCAUGUAUGAAAUUACAUACAACUUUUAAAACUGGAAUUUUCUUCAAAAUGUAAUUGAAUUUUGCACGUUGUACUUCUAAAGAUGCUGAAUUCUCCACUAGCACAGAGAACUGUAUAGAUACCAUAGUAAAAUAGAUACAAUGUGUAAAAUGCAAUUUAGUUUCUUUAUAAACAUUCAUAUUUUUUAGUUGAUGUUUCAUAGCAAGAGUAUGAAAAUGCUUAGUCAUUUUAUUUUUGGAAUCCAGAACUCCAUAUACAGUAUUUUAAGGGGGUGUUUUUGUUUUGUUUUUUUUAUUGGAGUGAUAACAGCUUAUGAAGCUGAUUUU
Charadrius vociferus (killdeer) is the source of this 1593-nucleotide messenger RNA. RefSeq names its product abhydrolase domain containing 5 (gene ABHD5). NCBI's taxonomy places the organism in Eukaryota, Metazoa, Chordata, Aves, Charadriiformes, Charadriidae. Gene Ontology annotation, cellular component: lipid droplet. The transcript is spliced from 7 exons. The record is from RefSeq and is a predicted model, not a curated record. Gene Ontology annotation, biological process: negative regulation of triglyceride storage; positive regulation of triglyceride catabolic process. The coding region runs from base 1 to 1035 and encodes 344 amino acids.